AUGACAUCCGGGGAGCUAAACAAAGAGCCAAAGGCUGCAAAUGUUAGAUCUGUUCAGUGGACACCUCGAAAGGAGUUCCGAGGUGUAAAGAUGUCAAGAUUCAAUAGUGGGUCACCGUUUCAAGGUGUCACAUACACAGAACAGAAACCCUUCAUAAAAUUGGGAGGUGGGAAGCCAUUGGAAAUGACUCAAGGGGAAAAACUUAAGGGAAAAAUAUCUGGGGAUUUUAACCUCAGGCCACAAGAACAGUGUGUGAAGACCCUCCAGUUACCAGGACCAGAGGUACAAAAAGGGGGAAACUUCACAUCGUGUUCAGAACCACAGUCUCAUUGUGUGGAAACUGUGUCAGUUCACCAUGGAGCAGGGCUUGAAAACACAAAAUCUCCCUUGGGCUUACAGCCUAAAGGCAACACAGCCACAGAGUUACAACCCUCAGUACAAGAAAGGGAUGUGAAGACAUCUGAGGACUUGAUGACAAGGCUCAAGACAGAAGGUAAAGAACCUUCCGGGUCAACCCAGGCAUGCUUGUCUCACAGGUUCAAAACUUUUGACAAAUCUAUGCUGCCAUGGAAAAAUCCCAAAUGUGAUCCUACCUUAAGGUCAUUGAUCACUAAUAAAAAAUUAGUGACAUUCAAAUCCAGGUUCCAUAUAGAAGACAGGAGAUUUCCUAAACUGGCCCCUGGAAUACAGUCACGAGAAUUGAAACCAUUCAAGUCAUCUCCAGGAACUCAACAGCCUCAAGAUGUAACAUUUUCAGUGUUUAAAGAAGAGCCAAGGCCUUUAGAAGCAAAAUCUGGGGUAUUAGGCCAAGGGUCUGAGAUGAAGUCUGAGCCCCAGGGCCAAAGUACAAAAUGUUCUGACUUCACACCUGAAACAACAUCCCAAAAUAUGAAAUUAAAACUAACUCCCAGGUCACCGAUGAAAAGUAAACCAAUUUCGACCAAAAUUCAAAGGGUCAAGCUAGAUGUUAAACCAGGGCCUCAGUCCCAAAAUAUAAAAUCAGAUUCAAUUCUGAAGACAAAGCCUCAAGAAAUGGAGAUGGAAGACUGUGAAUCAGGCCCACAGUUACAAGAUCUUAAAUCUUUGAGGACGAUCAUGGGUGUAAAAGUCCAAGAUGUCAAAUCUAUGAGCUUCAGUCCUAGACCACACGUGGAAAGUAUGCCAUCUGAAUUCAUCACAGAGAAGAAUGUCCUUGGUAUGAAACCAGCAGAAAUGAGCCUACAAGGUGAGACACCACUCGUGGUCACCCCAAGGAAGUUGCUUUCAAGCACACAGUCUAUAGGGCUGGAUUCAGGCUUUAAUUCGCAAGAUUUGAAAUAUCCUGAGCUGAUCAUGGGCAUGACUCUUCAAGGGUCAAGCAAUUUGGGUGUAUCAACUUCUCAAGAUAUGAAUUCAUCUAACUUAAUGCUAGGGGCAAAGUUUCAAAAGAUCCAGAUUUGGAAGAACCAGCUUGGGUCGCGGCCUCAGUCAAAUGGUGUGAAUUCUGUGGUUUUACCGACAUCGCCCCCGGAAGAUAGAAAGUUUCCAGAGAGGAGCACACACACACCUUUUUGUACAAAUGCUGUAAAACUGACUCCUGGCAGUGAUCUGAAUGACUUGAGAAGUAAGGUGUUUUUGAAAGAACCUCUUUCUCAAAAUGUUCAAGCCAUACAUUUGAAGCCAGCAUCACAGUCUCAAAGUGUGCGGUCUUCAAAAGAACCAAUGAUAGUAUUGCCACCACAGUCCACCAGGAAGCUCUUAGCAGGACCAUCACUGACCAGUGUCAAAUUCUCAGAUUUGCCACUGAAAUCAGAGCAGAAAAAUAGAAAAUCUUUGGCAUUUCCUUCAGAGCCAAAGUGGCAAGGUGUAAAACAGGCGAAAUUGUCAUCAGUGUGUCUGCAGGAAAUUGGAAAAUCUGUGGAGUUACCACCAAAAUCAAUUUUUCAAAACGUGAAACCUGGGAACCUUAUGCCCCAGACAAUUCAUCCCCUCACAGAAUCCAUGAGACCAGAGCGAGAGGUGGAGGACUUUGCUGAGAUAAACAUGAAGCAUAGGUGUCAAGUCCCUAAAUCGGUGCAUUUUACUUCAACACCAGUUUCCCAAGAUUUGGGGUCUUUAGAAUUUACAAAUGGGGUGGUACAUAAAAGCAGAGAAAUGACAGGGAAAUCUAUGUGGUUGAGCUCCAAACCAACAGAUAACAUCCUAGAAUCGUUAGAGAUGCCCCCGAAGCUAGUUCUUCAAGUACCAGAAUUGUUUGAUCUGACUCCAACACUAAGUGAUCAUGAUUUAAAAUCCUCAGAGCCAAAUCUACAGAAAAGCUACCAGCUCCCAGAACCUCCUGAGUUACAUUCUUGGACGUGGCCUCAAUUUCAAGAUUUCAAGAAGUUACAGACAAAAGAGGGUACAGAAUCUGAUAGAAUGACCCUCAGCUUCAAGAACCAUGUUGCAGACACCAUAGAGUUGACUUGUGAAGCAAGACAUCAAGGGGAAGAAUUUAGAAUGACUCCAAAGGCGAUAAGUAGAAAGAUUGGAUUCAUAGAAAACUCUCCAAGGCCAUGUCCUCAAGACUUAGGACCUCUGGGGGUGGGCUCUAAGGAAAGAUCUCAAAGGGAACAAUCUGUAAUAACAACAAGGCCAUUCUGUCCCAUCCCAGAUACCACUUCAGGAAUAACACCAGGGCCAGGACCUCAGAUUCCCAAAUCUAAAAAUUUGGCCUCUAUGGUGUGGCUACACAAAGAAUCCUUUGAGUUGGCAGGCAAGGAAAAGAGUCAAGUUGUGGGAAAGAGAGACUCUGUAGAGCUCACCUUUGGUACACAGCAGUCAGGAGGGGUAGCGGCUAAGCUAACAACACCUCAGAAUCUGAGCCUGGAAAAUGUAAGCAUCACUCCGACAGAAUCACUGGAUGAAAUGAUAAACGUAGGGAUUAGUGUAAAGCCACGAGAUCAAGUAACAGAAUCUGUGAAGACACAGCUUUCAGUUCCUCACUCAGUGGCCCUCCCAAAAGUGUGUGAAUUUGUGGAAGUGAUCUCCAGACCACCACUUCAAGUUGCAAAGUCUGUGAUGAUUCCAGAAAAAGUGGCACCAGGACCAUGUCCCCAGGCUGUAGAACCAAUAGGACUGGGCAUGAGACCAAGCAUUAGAGUAAAGGAGUGUUUGAAUUUACACCCAAGACCACAUCUUCAAGACCUGGUAAAACCUAUGGAGUUAAUUCAAAGGGCAGAUAUUCAAGUGACUUCUGCAGAAUUAAUAUCUCAGCAAACAUCUCCCCUUAAGGAACCUACAGUGUCAACGCAUGAGCAAAGGCUUCAGGCUGUUAAAUCUCUAGGUCUCAAAACAAAAUCUCCUAAAAUAAAGAAAAUCAAGGAUUCGAAUCAAGGACCAGUGUGUCAGAAUAAAGAAUCUGAGAUGAUCGCACCAGCAAAGUUAGAUGCAGAGAAUUCCUUAUCUAGAUCCAUACACAGCCCUUCAAUCCCAUGUCCUUCUAUCGUUGACAGAACAACUGAAUUAGGGCACAGCCAGGGUUCUGGGGUGCCCGAAGUUUCCAGAGCUUUUGGUAUGGAAAACAUUGGUGUUGGUAGUUUGCAGUCUUCAAAGUCCUAUACAGACAAUACUAUGAAAAAAUCAUCAGUUCUUCCUUUGGUCCUUCAAAAUCUACCCUCUGAUAAGACAGGGGACAGCAAGGGAACCAGGUAUCCUGAUAUCUGGAGCAUGAAUGUCUUAUCCAAGGAAGAAAGUGGAAAGAAGAAAAUGGAGGAAUUCCAGAGGUAUUCUUCAUACACAUUCAGAUUACUAUCCCAGGAGUUUCAGGCAGGAUUAGUGGCUCGAAGAAGCACUAUCCAUUCUUUCCUGGGCAUACAGCAGAAUGUCUGGGAAAGCCAUGUCUGUAGGCAGAGACUACCUAGGAAAUACCUCUCCAGUAUGCUAAUGCUGGGGAAUGUCCUGGGAACCACUAUGGAAAGGAAGCCUUGUUCUCAACCCUUUUCAAUAGAAAGAUCCAGUAUGGACAGUUGUCAAUCCAUCGAAAAUUUAUUUGGGGUUCCAGCUGAACUGAUGGAAUUUUCCCAAAGCCUGCUAGAGAGGGUUCCAAGGACCAUGUCUCAGACGUCAGUGGAGAAAAAGUACAUACAGAGACAUAUUUUAUUUCACAGUAAUGAGAAGAAAAUGCCGCUGAAGAUGUGGACACGUGGCUCCACAUCUUCCAUAAUACAGAGAUUCUCUGGCACAAGAUUGGGAGUAAGGAAACCAAGCUCAAAACCCCACGAUAUUUUCCAGGAAGCCACUGAGCAUGUGUCCGUCUCAUGUACCGGGACCUGGUUUCCUGACUUGAUGAGAUCAGAGAUACUUUACACUAGGGAAGAUUCUGUUUCCAGGGAGCAGAGUAAAAUCUCACCAUGUGCACCGAGUAGGACUUUUGAGUCUCAGCAUUCCCUCAAGACAAGUUCUCUCUCCCAGUCAAACACCGAUAACUCAGAACAUCUUCUAAGAGAACUCAAGUUAAAAAUAGCAGGAAAACUCAUAAGAAGUCAAAUACCCCACAAUGUCCCUCCGCCUCUAGAUUCAGGUCUUGUCCUAAAGUAUCCAAUAUGCUUAGAAUGUGGCCGAUGUUCAGGCCUUAAUUGCUCUCAUAAGUUACAUUCUGCUUGGGGGCCGUACCUUCUCAUCUACCCACAGCUCCACCUUUUAAACAGCCCUGAAGGCCAUGGUGAUGUUCAAUUGCAUCUUGGAUUUAAAUUAGGGUAUCCACAGAAAGGUACUGGAUCACCAUCACAUAGAGAAGCUAGAUUCUCUAAGCUGGGUUCCAAGCAUCCUGGCUAUGGAAGCAAUCAGGAUGAAACAUGGAUUAAAUCAAGCCUCAGAAAGACCUCUGUCUUGACAGAUCCUUUGAAGAAAAUUGUCAAGGGACCUAAAACACAAAACACAAGGCUAUACAAAAUCAGUCCUAGAACACUGAGGGGUCUGUCAAGAAACAGAAUUGAAACCCCCCAAACAAGCACUGUUUCUUCCAAGACACAACCUGAGAAAUCCUCUCAGCCCAAAAUCAUCCAACCACUUGUUCAAGGCCUAAGGCAGGCAUUCCAAGCAGCACAUAGAAUUGUGACUUUUACGGGCCGGAAAUUGAAGAAGAUGAGGCCAGACAAGUUGUGUUCAGUCAACAACUUGUGCCCCAAACAAAAUGCCAAUGAUUACUUCAUGAGAGAUAGCGAAGGAGCGAGGACACCAGCUGUCAGGCUCAGGUCAACAGGCUCAAGCGCUAAGCAAAAGGACACAUGUCAGGGAGGAAGUGAGCGUGGUAGACAAGCUCCACAGCCCAAACCAGCGAGCUCUCUCCCACCCAGACCCUUGCAAUCGCAGAAGACCAUGGUUCGUGGAAGAGAUGACUCUAAACAAGCUACUCGAGUCCCCAAAAUAAUGGACAAUGUCUAUGGUGAUGAAGCACCAAAAAAUCAACCACAGCAACUCGGCUUCUUCAGGGAGAGAACCCCAUGUAAUAAGCCGUCUGAAAGAAGUCAUUGCCUGCUUCCUCAGGGAACUCAUUGGCAAAAUCUCUCUAAGAGGAGACAUCACAGUCCUUCUCGGAGAAGGCGUAGCAGUCCCUCUGACAGGACCCUUAGAAGUAUUUUGGAGAGGAUAUAUUGCAAUCCCUCCCAGAGAAACAGUCUCAGCCCCUCCUUAAGAAGUGUAUCUGAGAGAAGCCAAAACAGUGUAUUUAAGUGGAGAAGCCACAGCCCCUCAAAGAGCCCUCAAAUUGGUUCAAGGAGCCCUGGAAUUCGCUCAAGGAGGAGCUCUCGCAAUCCAUUGAGAAGUCCUCAUAGUCCCUCAGGGAGGAGCCCUCACAGGCACUCAGUCAGAAGUCCCUGCAGUCCUUCAGGAAGAAACAGUCACAGUCCUUCAAGGAGGAGCCCCCACAGGCGCCCUUGUAGACCUCUAGAGAGGAGGCAUAGCAGUCCCUCUGACAGAACCCUUAGACAUCUUUUGGAGCAGAUUUAUCACACUCCCUCCCAGAUCAACAGUCUUAGCUCCUCCAUAAGAAGUCUCUCUGACAGAAGCCAUAACGGUCUAUUUAAGGGGAGAGGCCACAGUCCCUCCAGGAGGAGGCCUCAAAGUCCUUCAGGGGAAAGCCCUAGCAAUCCCUUAAGAAGUCCUCGCAUUCCCUCAAGGAGAAUCCCUCACAGUCCCUCAAGGAGGAGCCCUUGCAGACCUCUAGAGAGAAGAGGAUGCAGUCCCUCUGUGAAGAAGAGUCUACACAGUCAUUUUGGGAGGAGCCAACAGAGUCCCUCUUCUCUGAGAUGCCUCAGUCCCUCAAAAAAGAGCCAUCUCAUUCUCAUGCGAAGGUCACGGGGCAGUCCUUCAGUAAGGAGCCAUGGUGAUUUCUCUGAAAGAGCUUUUUCCAUUCCCUCUCGCUGGAAGAGAUGUAGUUCCGGUGAUGUACUCUACCCCAACAUUACCUGGCAACAGCCAGGUAUGCCUGGCCAACUAUAAAAGGGGUUGCUUUUCCCUUCUUCUUUCUCUUACUGCUGCUCUCUUGCCCCCUUUCUCGCCUCUUUCCCCAUUCCCUGGCUGGCCUCAACUUCUUUGCUCUCUCCUUCACUCUGCCUUCCUCUGUUGCUACUACUCUCUUAACUCUUCUCCCCAUACCCUAAAUAAACCCUAUUCUAUAGUAUAGCAUCAUGUGUGUGGUCCCUCAGGGGGAAGGGAUGCCUUGGCUUGGGCCUGCGGAGCUAUCCCCUUGCCCCACACCUCACCACAGUCCCGUAGAACAUAUUCUUAUAUUUCUUUAUCUUUUUAUAAUCACAACAUCUAGAAUAAGCCUAGGACACUUCCUCUAACCCAGGCUACACAGGCAUUCUUACAGACUCCUGUCAUUCUGAGAGAACACAGUAUAGUCCCUCUGAAAGCAGACACAGUCAUUCUGAGAAGAUGCACAGAAGUCUCUCUGAGAGGAACCAGCACUGUCACUAUGAGAGACCCUGUCACAGUCCCCAGGGAGAGGCUCAAGCAUCGUUCCCCUAAUGUUUCCCUAACGAUCUUGGCUAAAGAGGUCAUGUCUUCCAGAGACCAUACCGAAAAUCCAGACGUGUGGAGGCAUGAAGUUAGUGGAUAAGGAGAGAUCUGCCCCUGUUAAGUGUAUUCCUGCUCAGCCACUGCCUGCACCCUUGGCACUGAAAGAGCUAUCUGGGAGGGAAGGGGAAGAGGAUGGGUCUGUAAUUUAAGAUCAAUAAAGAAAAGUGAGAUUUGAACCCCAUUAGCAUCUGUAAGACCACUUUUGGGAUGGGUGUGACC
Apodemus sylvaticus (European woodmouse) is the source of this 7260-nucleotide messenger RNA. RefSeq lists its product as uncharacterized. Bases 1 to 6459 code for a protein of 2152 amino acids. The transcript has 3 exons. The record is from RefSeq and is a predicted model, not a curated record. NCBI's taxonomy places the organism in Eukaryota, Metazoa, Chordata, Mammalia, Rodentia, Muridae.